UCAGUAGUAGUAGCGGUAGUAGUAGUAGUAGUAGUAGUAGUAGUGGUAUCAGUAGUAGUGGUAGUAGUGGUAUCAGUAGUAGUAGUAGCAGUAGCAGCAAGGACCAAAAGAACAUUACUAACACAGACCAGGUCUCGGACUCCUCCCCUGCUGGGUCCUGGGAGGCUAGUUCCUGGAUGUCGACAGAGGAGGCCAGACUCCCACAGGACAGUCCAGACACCACCCUCCGACUAGGAGAUGCCACAGCCUUGACGUCCCACGCAGCCGUCCACACCGACAGCACCGACACUUCCACCACCAUCAGCCGCGCCGGGGAGAGGACCCUGCUGUCCGUCACCUCCUCCUCCAGCAACAGCACCUCCUCCGCCUUUACAGAGGACUCAAACUCCCAUCAGCCCCCUUCCACCUGGGGUAUUUCUGCUCGGUCUACAGACACUGAGGACUAUACUCAGAGCGCCCCGUCCACCAGGACCGACAGUAGAGACACAACAGACCAACACAUGUUCCACUCCUUUAAGGGGAUAUUUCCAGAGACAGGGAGCACAGGGAGGUCCAGAGGAACCCAAGGUUUAACCGGACAACCUAAUGCCACCCAUCAUCAAUACACCUCAACAUCAGAGGAGACCUCAGACUCAACACCACCUCUCAGAGUGACUCAGCCCAGCACUGACCAAUCUGAAGUGUCCUUUACCUCCAUACCUACUGUCACUUCACCUGCACAAGGCCCCACUAACAUCUCAUGGACGGAGCAGGGGUCGGCAUCUAGUGUUACAACAGCCACUGAGUCCUCCACCAUAGCUCACAGAUCCAGCACACAGAACCAGGAGGGUACUGAGGGGGUUUCAUCCCAGACCAGUGAGGACAGCGUGGGCGUGGGUCUGACCACAGCAACACCAGCAGUCAGCAGCAGUACAUCUGAAGUAGACAACUCUCUGACAGACACACCAGUGCUGGUUACCGAGGUCUUCCUCACCAGCACACCUGUCACUGUAACUGAAAGAUCACAGAUAACAGAGGAAAUAACUUUCAAAGCCACUGCGUCCACCACCAACCCCACCACCCCUCCUCUCGUACCUACAACCUCACCCUCCAUGUUCAUCAGCUCGGCUAGCAGCUUGGCUAGCAGCUCGGCUAGCAGCUCCACCCCAGGGUCACUUACCGAGGCCACCAUCCCUCACACAACAUCCUCCUCCACAUCCUCUACCUUGGCCCUUCUGACUACUGCAGCGCACCCUACUCACCGCGCGUCACCCAGCCAAACUCCAGAGCCCUCAACUUGGAUGGCUAACCCCACAAACGCCACCAAUCUGCAGACAGAAACAAGCACAGGCACUCCAGGAAUCGCCACGACUCGUAGCCCGCACGUCACAACCGCCUACGCCCAGAGCUCCCCAACCAAGAGCACGGCGCCGCUGCAGACCACAGGGAGACAGACGGAGAGAGGAACUACAGAGCUGGUGGGCACGACACCACCCACCAAGGCACCAACACCCCCAAGAAACCCUUGCGUGUCAAACCCUUGUAUGAACGGAGGGAUGUGUGUGAGCUAUAAGGGGCAUCAAUUCACCUGCCACUGUCAGCAGGCAUGGACAGGACCAACCUGCAACCAGGAUGUGGACGAGUGUGAGAGGGACCCCUGCCCCGUCGGGUCCAAGUGUGUCAACACACGAGGUUCCUUUAGCUGUGAAUGUCCGCUCGGGUUUGACCUGGAGGAUGGACGCACGUGCACCAGAGCAAAGGCGUUUCUGGGAACCUUCAGUGUUAACAGACUGCCACAUGACCCUGUUAUCUUCAAGAGCGCCACCAUGCAUGAGAUCCAGAGGGAGAUCAUCCAGCUGCUCAAUGCUUCUUUGUCAGUCCUCCGAGGGUACAGCCGCUCAACGCUGAUUAAGAAAGGAGAGGACGGGGUUCGUAUCUCAGCUGUCAACAUGUUUUCCAUUACCACCGAUGUGACGGGCACAGAGGUCUACAACAGCAUCCAGAUGUCGCUCAGCAACUGCAGCUCCGCAGUGGCCCACUGUCGGAUGGUCCUGCACCACCAGCUCAGUUACCACGUGGAAAGUCUGUGUGUGGCCCAGAAGACUCAGUGUGAUGCAGAGCGCUCCACCUGCACCGACAACAGCGGCACAGCCAACUGCCGGUGUCUUCAAGGUUACUACAAACACGACCCCGAUGACCUGUCCUGCUUAGAAUGUGGCGAUGGCUACAAGCUGGAAAAUGGCACCUGUGUUCCGUGCAUGUUUGGAUUUGGAGGAUUCAACUGUGGAAACUUUUACAAGCUGAUCGCAAUCGUGGUGUCACCUGCAGGAGGCGCUCUGCUCCUCAUGCUCAUCAUUGCUCUCAUUGUCACCUGUUGCAAGAAAGACAAGAAUGACAUCAACAAGAUCAUCUUCAAGAGUGGAGACCUGCAGAUGUCCCCAUACGCAGACUUCCCCAAAAAUAACCGCAUAUCCACAGAGUGGGGCAGGGAGACCAUAGAGAUGCAAGAGAACGGCAGCACCAAGAACCUGCUGCAGAUGACUGACAUUUACUACUCUCCUGCGUUGCGUAACUCAGACCUCGAGAGAAAUGGCCUGUAUCCGUUCACGGGCCUGCCGGGUUCUCGACAUUCGUGCAUCUACCCCGCCCAGUGGAACCCUUCCUUCAUCAGUGACGAUUCACGAAGACGAGACUACUUCUAACUGCGCCACCUUAAAAGAACACACACGCACACACACACACACACACACACACACACACAGAAACUUACUGUCUCUUAUAUUAUAAAUUGUGUGAUCUGAUAUGAUGUUUUUCUGUCACACUUAGAGCCCAGUUGAUCAUAUGUAGGGCUGCACACUUAACUAUGUAAAUGCAGUGUGUGUGUGUGUGUGUGUGUGUGUAUGUGUGUGUGUGUGCAUAUUAUGUAAGUGCACAUUUUUUGCAAGUAAAAUGUUUCCUGAGUGCCAUUGUGUGACCAUUUCAGUAUUUUGCAUGUUUUAGCUCAUUUACUUUAUCUCACACAUUUCAUUGCUGCGGUGUUGGCAAAGACGUUCCAUUUUUUUUUCCUGCCUCACAGGUGGCUGCUGACUCACUUCCUCACCAUAGGAUGAAAAUCAAUACGCAGACGCUCGAAACGUGCUUGAGGUAGAUAAUUCCUGACAGUAAAUAAUCAUAGUCUUGUUUCUGCCUGAUAACU
Messenger RNA from Cyclopterus lumpus (lumpfish), 3175 nucleotides. RefSeq names its product heart development protein with EGF-like domains 1 (gene heg1). NCBI's taxonomy places the organism in Eukaryota, Metazoa, Chordata, Actinopteri, Perciformes, Cyclopteridae. Gene Ontology annotation, biological process: heart development. The record is from RefSeq and is a predicted model, not a curated record. The coding region runs from base 177 to 2681 and encodes 834 amino acids. Gene Ontology annotation, molecular function: calcium ion binding. The transcript has 13 exons.